Piliocolobus tephrosceles (Ugandan red Colobus) is the source of this 20603-nucleotide messenger RNA. It is a transcript of the gene NEB, whose product is annotated as nebulin. The transcript has 149 exons. Gene Ontology annotation, molecular function: actin filament binding. Gene Ontology annotation, cellular component: Z disc. The record is from RefSeq and is a predicted model, not a curated record. Gene Ontology annotation, biological process: cardiac muscle thin filament assembly. NCBI's taxonomy places the organism in Eukaryota, Metazoa, Chordata, Mammalia, Primates, Cercopithecidae. The coding region runs from base 192 to 20201 and encodes 6669 amino acids.
GGCUUUUGCCUGGGGUUCUCAGGAGGGGAGAGUUGGGAGAGGCUUUGCUGCUGAGGAAAUUUAUUUGGUAGAUUGAAGGUUUGAACGAGAGCUACAGAAACUAAAGAAAAAGUCUGUAUAAGCCGAUGGUGUUCGGGAAGAAGAUAACUCCAUUGCCUUGAGUUUGUAGGUGCCACUACUACUCUGGAAAAAUGGCAGAUGACGAAGAAUAUGAGGAGGUGGUGGAGUACUACACAGAAGAAGUGGUUUAUGAAGAGGUGCCGGGAGAGACAAUAACAGAAAUUUAUGAGACUACAACGACAAGGACGUCUGACUAUGAGCAAUCGGAAACUUCCAAACCAGCUCUGGCGCAGCCAGCACUGGCACAGCCAGCACCAGCAAAGCCGGUGGAGAGGAGGAAGGUCAUCCGGAAGAAAGUGGAUCCUUCAAAGUUCAUGACCCCCUACAUUGCACACAGUCAGAAAAUGCAGGAUCUUUUUAGCCCAAAUAAAUACAAGGAGAAAUUUGAGAAAACAAAAGGACAGCCAUACGCCAGUACAACAGAUACCCCAGAACUUCGCAGAAUCAAAAAAGUACAAGAUCAACUCAGUGAGGUUAAGUAUCGAAUGGAUGGUGAUGUUGCUAAGACUAUCUGUCACGUAGACGAAAAAGCAAAGGAUAUUGAACAUGCAAAGAAAGUGUCGCAGCAAGUCAGUAAGGUUUUAUACAAGCAGAACUGGGAAGACACCAAGGAUAAGUACCUGCUUCCUCCUGAUGCCCCUGAACUUGUCCAGGCUGUUAAGAACACCGCCAUGUUCAGCAAGAAACUGUACACUGAAGACUGGGAAGCAGACAAAAGUUUGUUUUACCCCUACAAUGACAGCCCAGAACUGAGGAGAGUUGCCCAGGCCCAGAAAGCUCUCAGUGAUGUUGCCUACAAAAAAGGUCUCGCUGAACAGCAAGCUCAAUUUACGCCUCUGGCCGAUCCUCCAGAAAUAGAAUUUGCCAAGAAAGUAACCAAUCAAGUGAGCAAGCAAAAAUACAAAGAAGACUAUGAAAAUAAAAUCAAAGGCAAAUGGAGUGAGACACCUUGCUUUGAAGUUGCAAACGCCAGAAUGAAUGCUGAUAACAUCAGCACAAGGAAAUACCAGGAAGAUUUUGAAAGCAUGAAAGACCAGAUCUACUUCAUGCAGACUGAAACACCAGAGUAUAAAAUGAAUAAAAAAGCUGGUGUGGCAGCUAGCAAGGUAAAAUACAAAGAAGACUAUGAAAAGAAUAAAGGAAAAGCAGAUUAUAAUGUGCUUCCUGCUUCAGAGAACCCACUGCUUAGGCAGCUGAAGGCGGCAGGAGAUGCCCUAAGUGAUAAACUAUACAAGGAAAACUAUGAAAAGACAAAGGCAAAGAGCAUAAAUUACUGCGAGACCCCCAAAUUCAAGCUCGAUACCGUUCUGCAGAACUUCAGCAGUGAUAAGAAAUAUAAAGAUUCCUACGUAAAAAAUAUUUUGGGACAUUAUGUAGGCAGCUUCGAGGAUCCCUACCAUUCACACUGCAUGAGAGUCACAGCUCAAAACAGUGAUAAAAACUACAAAGCAGAAUAUGAAGAAGACAGAGGCAAAGGCUUCUUCCCUCAGACCAUAACUCAAGAAUAUGAAGCAAUUAAGAAACUAGAUCAGUGUAAAGAUCACACCUACAAAGUCCACCCAGAUAAGACAAAAUUCACCCAAGUUACCGACUCUCCUGUUCUGCUACAAGCCCAAGUCAAUUCCAAACAACUGAGUGAUUUAAAUUACAAAGCAAAACAUGAAAGUGAAAAGUUCAAGUGCCAUAUCCCGCCUGAUACUCCUGCUCUUAUCCAGCACAAAGUCAAUGCCUAUAACCUGAGUGAUAAUCUUUAUAAACAAGACUGGGAGAAGAGCAAAGCCAAGAAGUUUGACAUUAAAGUGGACGCCAUUCCCCUGUUGGCAGCCAAAGCCAACACCAAGAACACCAGCGAUGUGAUGUACAAGAAAGACUAUGAAAAAAACAAAGGGAAAAUGAUUGGAGCCCUCAGCAUUAAUGACGAUCCCAAGAUGCUGCACUCCUUGAAGGUGGCCAAAAACCAGAGUGAUAGAUUAUACAAGGAAAACUACGAGAAGACAAAGGCAAAGAGUAUGAACUACUGCGAGACCCCAAAAUAUCAACUUGAUACACAGCUGAAGAACUUCAGUGAGGCUAAAUAUAAAGACUUAUAUGUAAAGAAUAUUUUGGGACAUUAUGUAGGCAGCUUUGAGGACCCAUAUCACACACACUGCAUGAAAGUUGCAGCUCAAAACAGUGACAAAAGUUACAAAGCAGAAUAUGAAGAAGAUAAAGGAAAAUGCUAUUUCCCUCAGACAAUAACACAAGAAUAUGAAGCAAUCAAGAAGCUGGACCAGUGUAAAGAUCAUACCUACAAAGUUCAUCCAGAUAAGACCAAAUUCACGGCAGUCACUGAUACUCCUGUACUGUUGCAAGCCCAACUCAACACGAAACAGCUUAGUGAUCUGAAUUACAAAGCAAAACAUGAAGGUGAGAAGUUCAAGUGCCAUGUACCAGCAGAUGCUCCACAGUUUAUCCAACACAGAGUCAAUGCCUACAAUCUGAGUGAUAAUCUUUAUAAGCAAGACUGGGAGAAGAGCAAAGCCAAGAAGUUUGACAUUAAAGUGGACGCCAUUCCCCUGUUGGCAGCCAAAGCCAACACCAAGAACACCAGCGAUGUGAUGUACAAGAAAGACUAUGAGAAGAGCAAAGGGAAAAUGAUUGGGGCGCUCAGCAUUAAUGAUGAUCCCAAGAUACUGCACUCCUUGAAGACAGCCAAAAACCAGAGUGAUCGUGAAUAUCGAAAAGAUUAUGAAAAGUCAAAAACUAUCUACACAGCACCUCUUGAUAUGCUCCAAGUCACUCAAGCUAAGAAAUCUCAGGCAAUUGCCAGCGACGUUGAUUAUAAGCACAUCUUACACAGUUACAGCUACCCGCCCGAUAGCAUCAAUGUGGACCUUGCCAAGAAGGCGUAUGCACUACAGAGCGAUGUUGAAUACAAAGCUGACUACAAUAGCUGGAUGAAAGGUUGUGGCUGGGUGCCUUUUGGGUCCUUAGAAAUGGAAAAGGCCAAGCGAGCUUCAGACAUCCUCAAUGAGAAAAAAUAUCGCCAACAUCCAGACACACUCAAGUUUACCUCGAUUGAAGAUGCUCCAAUUACAGUACAGUCUAAAAUUAAUCAGGCCCAGAGGAGUGAUAUCGCUUACAAAGCCAAAGGAGAGGAAAUUAUUCACAAAUACAACCUACCAGCAGACCUGCCUCAGUUUAUCCAGGCUAAAGUGAAUGCCUACAAUAUCAGUGAGAAUAUGUACAAAGCAGACUUGAAAGACUUGAGCAAGAAGGGAUAUGACCUGAGAACUGAUGCGAUUCCCAUCAGAGCUGCCAAAGCUGCCAGGCAGGCAGCGAGUGACGUUCAAUACAAAAAAGACUAUGAAAAAGCUAAAGGGAAAAUGGUCGGCUUCCAAAGUCUUCAAGAUGACCCUAAACUGGUCCAUUAUAUGAACGUGGCCAAGAUACAAUCAGAUCGGGAGUAUAAAAAAGACUAUGAGAAGACAAAGACCAAAUACAACACGCCCCAUGAUAUGUUCAACGUCGUGGCAGCUAAGAAAGCUCAGGAUGUGGUCAGCAAUGUCAACUAUAAGCAUUCUCUCCAUCAUUACACCUACUUGCCUGAUGCCAUGGACCUGGAGCUGUCUAAGAACAUGAUGCAGAUACAGAGUGAUAACGUCUACAAGGAAGACUACAACAACUGGAUGAAAGGCAUUGGCUGGAUUCCUAUCGGCAGUCUCGACGUCGAAAAAGUUAAAAAGGCCGGUGAUGCUCUGAAUGAAAAGAAGUACAGGCAACAUCCAGACACCCUCAAAUUUACCAGCAUUGUGGACUCCCCAGUUAUGGUCCAGGCAAAACAGAACACGAAGCAAGUCAGUGAUAUCUUAUACAAAGCUAAAGGAGAAGAUGUGAAACAUAAAUACACCAUGAGUCCUGAUCUUCCUCAGUUUCUCCAGGCCAAGUGCAAUGCUUACAAUAUAAGUGACGUCUGUUAUAAACGGGAUUGGCACGACUUAAUAGCCAAGGGCAACAAUGUGCUGGGUGAUGCUAUUCCCAUCACUGCAGCCAAGGCAUCGAGAAACAUUGCCAGUGAUUAUAAAUACAAGGAAGCUUAUGAGAAGUCAAAGGGAAAGCAUGUGGGUUUCAGAAGCCUCCAGGAUGAUCCCAAGCUGGUCCACUAUAUGAAUGUGGCAAAGAUGCAGUCUGAUCGUGAAUACAAGAAGAACUAUGAGAAUACCAAAACCAGCUACCAUACCCCUGGGGACAUGGUUAGCAUCACAGCUGCAAAGAUGGCCCAGGAUGUCACUACCAAUGUCAACUACAAACAGCCAUUGCAUCAUUAUACAUACCUACCUGAUGCCCUGAGUCUUGAGCACACAAGGAAUGUCAAUCAAAUUCAGAGUGAUAAUGUGUAUAAAGACGAGUAUAACAGCUUCUUCAAGGGCAUCGGAUGGAUCCCUAUUGGUUCCCUGGAGGUGGAGAAGGUCAAGAAAGCAGGCGAUGCAUUAAAUGAGAAGAAGUAUCGACAGCACCCAGAUACCAUCAAGUUCACAAGUUUGCCUGAUUCCAUGGGCAUGGUGUUGGCUCAGCAUAACACAAAGCAGCUAAGUGAUUUGAACUACAAGGUGGAGGGAGAGAAACUGAAGCACAAGUACACUAUUGACCCUGAAUUGCCUCAGUUUAUUCAAGCCAAGGUCAACGCCCUCAACAUGAGUGAUGCUCAUUAUAAAGCAGAUUGGAAGAAAACCAUUGCCAAGGGCUACGAUUUGAGACCAGAUGCCAUCCCAAUUGUUGCUGCAAAAAGUUCAAGGAAUAUUGCUAGUGAUUGCAAAUAUAAGGAGGCCUACGAGAAAGCCAAAGGCAAGCAAGUUGGAUUUCGCAGUCUUCAGGAUGAUCCUAAACUGGUUCACUACAUGAAUGUGGCCAAAAUGCAGUCUGAUCGUGAGUACAAAAAGGGCUAUGAAGCCAGCAAGACCAAGUACCACACACCUCUGGAUAUGGUCAGUGUGACAGCUGCAAAGAAAUCUCAGGAGGUUGCCACCAACGCCAACUACAGACAGCCAUACCACCAUUACACUCUCCUGCCCGACGCCUUGAAUGUGGAGCACUCCAGGAAUGCCAUGCAGAUUCAGAGCGAUAAUCUGUACAAAUCUGACUUCACCAAUUGGAUGAAAGGGAUCGGCUGGGUCCCCAUAGAGUCCCUAGAUGUGGAGAAGGCAAAGAAAGCAGGAGAGAUUCUUAGUGAGAAGAAGUAUCGACAGCACCCUGAGAAGCUGAAAUUCACGUACGCCAUGGACACAAUGGAACAGGCACUUAACAAGAGUAACAAGCUGAACAUGGACAAGAAGCUCUACACUGAAAAAUGGAACAAGGACAAGACCACCAUUCAUGUCAUGCCUGACACGCCAGAUAUUUUACUCUCCAGAAUAAAUCAAAUCACCAUGAGUGAUAAACUGUACAAAGCUGGCUGGGAAGAAGAAAAGAAGAAAGGAUAUGACCUGAGACCUGAUGCCAUUGCAAUAAAGGCUGCAAGAGCCUCUAGAGACAUUGCCAGUGAUUACAAAUACAAGCAAGCCUAUGAACAAGCCAAAGGGAAACAUAUUGGCUUCCGGAGCCUGGAAGAUGACCCCAAGCUGGUGCACUUCAUGCAGGUGGCCAAGAUGCAGUCAGACCGGGAGUACAAGAAGGGAUACGAGAAAUCCAAGACCUCCUUCCACACCCCGGUGGACAUGCUCAGUGUGGUGGCUGCCAAGAAGUCUCAGGAAGUGGCCACCAACGCCAACUACAGGAACGUGAUCCAUACCUACAACAUGCUUCCCGAUGCCAUGAGCUUUGAAUUGGCCAAAACUAGGAUGCAGAUUCAGAGUGAUAAUCAGUACAAGGCUGACUAUGCUGACUUCGUGAAGGGCAUUGGAUGGCUCCCUCUGGGCUCCCUGGAAGCGGAGAAAAACAAGAAAGCCAUGGAGAUUAUUAGUGAAAAGAAGUACCGCCAGCACCCAGACACUUUGAAGUAUUCCACAUUGAUGGACUCGAUGAACAUGGUUUUGGCCCAGAAUAAUGCAAAAAUUAUGAACGAACAUCUCUACAAACAAGCAUGGGAGGCUGAUAAAACCAAAGUCCACAUCAUGCCUGAUAUCCCCCAGAUUAUUUUGGCAAAGGCAAAUGCAAUUAAUAUGAGUGAUAAACUCUACAAACUUUCCUUGGAAGAGUCUAAAAAGAAAGGCUAUGAUCUCAGACCGGAUGCAAUUCCUAUCAAAGCUGCUAAGGCUUCCAGAGAUAUUGCAAGUGAUUAUAAAUACAAGCAUGAUUAUGAAAAAGGGAAGGGGAAAAUGGUUGGUUUCCGCAGUCUCGAGGAUGAUCCCAAAUUAGUCCAUUCCAUGCAAGUGGCUAAGAUGCAAUCUGAUCGGGAGUACAAGAAAAACUAUGAGAACACGAAGACCAGCUACCACACCCCUGCCGACAUGCUCAGUGUCACGGCUGCCAAGGAUGCCCAAGCCAACAUCACCAACACUAACUACAAGCACCUGAUUCACAAGUACAUCCUCCUCCCAGAUGCAAUGAACAUUGAACUGACCAGGAAUAUGAAUCACAUACAGAGUGAUAAUGAAUAUAAGCAAGAUUACAAUGAAUGGUACAAAGGGCUUGGCUGGAGUCCAGCAGGUUCUCUGGAAGUGGAGAAGGCCAAGAAAGCAACUGAAUAUGCCAGUGAUCAGAAAUACCGCCAGCACCCGAGCAACUUCCAGUUUAAGAAGCUGACUGAUUCCAUGGACAUGGUGCUUGCCAAGCAGAAUGCACAUACCAUGAACAAGUAUUUAUACACCGCUGAUUGGAAUAAAGAUAAGACCAAUGUUCACGUGAUGCCUGAUACACCAGAUAUUUUACAAGCCAAGCAGAAUCAAACACUGUAUAGUCAGAAACUCUAUAAACUUGGAUGGGAAGAAGCUUUGAAGAAAGGCUAUGAUCUCCCAGUUGAUGCGAUUUCUGUACAGCUAGCUAAAGCUUCAAGAGACAUUGCUAGUGAUUUUAAAUACAAACAAGGCUACCGAAAGCAACUUGGCCACCAUGUUGGAUUCCGGAGUCUGCAAGAUGACCCAAAACUUGUGUUGUCCAUGAAUGUAGCCAAAAUGCAGAGUGAAAGAGAAUAUAAGAAGGAUUUUGAGAAGUGGAAAACUAAGUUCUCCAGCCCAGUGGACAUGUUGGGAGUGGUACUGGCCAAGAAGUGUCAGGAGUUGGUUAGUGACGUGGACUACAAGAACUACUUACAUCAGUGGACAUGUCUGCCUGAUCAGAACGAUGUUGUGCAAGCUAAGAAAGUUUAUGAACUGCAAAGUGAGAAUCUGUAUAAAUCUGACCUAGAGUGGCUGAGAGGCAUAGGAUGGAGUCCCUUGGGUUCUUUAGAGGCAGAAAAGAACAAGCGGGCUUCGGAAAUCAUCAGUGAGAAAAAAUACCGUCAGCCUCCAGACAGAAACAAGUUCACCAGCAUUCCUGAUGCCAUGGACAUAGUUCUGGCAAAGACAAAUGCCAAAAAUAGGAGUGAUAGACUUUAUAGAGAAGCUUGGGACAAAGACAAGACUCAGAUCCACAUCAUGCCUGAUACGCCUGACAUUGUUCUGGCUAAAGCAAAUUUAAUCAACACAAGUGAUAAACUCUACCGAAUGGGUUAUGAGGAGCUGAAGAGAAAAGGUUACGAUCUUCCUGUUGAUGCCAUACCAAUCAAAGCAGCAAAAGCCUCCCGGGAAAUUGCCAGUGAAUACAAGUACAAGGAAGGCUUUCGCAAGCAGCUCGGCCACCACAUUGGAGCCCGGAACAUUGAAGAUGACCCCAAGAUGAUGUGGUCCAUGCAUGUGGCCAAGAUCCAGAGUGACAGGGAGUAUAAGAAGGACUUUGAGAAGUGGAAGACCAAGUUCAGCAGCCCAGUGGACAUGCUGGGGGUGGUGCUGGCCAAGAAGUGCCAGACCUUAGUCAGCGACGUGGACUACAAGAACUACCUGCACCAGUGGACGUGCCUGCCCGACCAGAAUGAUGUCAUGCAUGCUCGGCAGGCCUAUGACCUCCAGAGCGAUAACAUUUACAAAUCUGAUCUCCAGUGGCUGAGAGGCAUUGGCUGGGUCCCCAUUGGGUCUGUGGAUGUGGUCAAGUGCAAGAGAGCUGCCGAAAUACUGAGUGAUAACAUCUACCGCCAGCCUCCGGACAAGCUGAAAUUUACCAGUGUGACUGAUUCUCUGGAGCAGGUGCUGGCCAAGAACAACGCCCUCAACAUGAACAAGCGCUUAUACACAGAAGCCUGGGACAAAGACAAGACCCAAGUGCAUAUUAUGCCUGAUACACCUGAAAUCAUGUUGGCAAGACAAAAUAAAAUAAAUUACAGUGAGAGCCUCUAUCGUCAGGCCAUGGAAGAAGCCAAGAAAGAAGGCUAUGACUUGAGAAGUGAUGCCAUUCCCAUCGUGGCUGCCAAGGCCUCUCGAGAUAUUGCCAGUGAUUACAAAUACAAAGAAGCAUAUCGUAAACAGUUGGGUCACCACAUCGGCGCCCGAGCAGUACAUGAUGAUCCCAAGAUAAUGUGGUCCCUCCACAUUGCCAAAGUGCAGAGUGACCGUGAGUACAAGAAAGAUUUUGAGAAAUACAAGACAAGGUUCAGCAGCCCAGUGGACAUGCUUGGUAUCGUUUUGGCCAAGAAGUGUCAGACCUUGGUCAGCGAUGUGGACUAUAAACAUCCUCUGCAUGAAUGGAUCUGCCUGCCCGACCAGAAUGACAUCAUUCAUGCACGGAAAGCCUAUGACCUCCAGAGUGAUAAUUUGUAUAAGUCAGACCUUGAAUGGAUGAAAGGCAUUGGCUGGGUUCCUAUUGAUUCCUUGGAAGUUGUUAGGGCCAAGAGAGCUGGAGAAUUACUUAGUGAUACUAUCUACCGUCAGCGUCCAGAAACGCUGAAAUUUACCAGUAUAACAGACUCUCCGGAGCAGGUGCUGGCAAAAAACAAUGCUCUGAACAUGAAUAAGCGCUUAUAUACUGAAGCCUGGGACAAUGACAAGAAAACUAUUCAUGUCAUGCCCGAUACACCAGAAAUCAUGUUAGCCAAACUCAACCGAAUAAACUACAGUGAUAAACUCUAUAAACUUGCUUUGGAAGAGUCCAAGAAGGAAGGCUGUGACUUGCGUCUGGAUGCCAUUCCAAUCCAAGCAGCCAAGGCUUCAAGAGAGAUUGCUAGUGAUUACAAGUACAAGGAAGGCUACCGCAAACAGCUUGGCCACCACAUUGGGGCCCGGAACAUUGAGGAUGACCCAAAGAUGAUGUGGUCCAUCCACGCGGCCAAGAUCCAGAGUGACAGGGAGUACAAGAAGGACUUUGAGAAGUGGAAGACCAAGUUCAGCAGCCCAGUGGACAUGCUGGGGAUGGUGACGGCCAAGAAGUGUCAGAUCCUUGUAAGCGACGUAGACUACAGGCAUCCCCUGCAUGAAUGGCUCUGCCUGCCUGAUCAGAACGAUAUCAUUCAGGCUCGGAAGGCCUAUGACCUGCAGAGUGAUGCUAUUUACAAAUCUGACCUUGAGUGGCUGAGAGGAAUAGGAUGGGUUCCCAUUGGCUCUGUAGAGGUCGAGAAGGUGAAGAGAGCUGGAGAAAUCCUGAGUGACAGGAAGUAUCGCCAGCCUAGAGACCAGCUCAAAUUCACAUGCAUCACAGACACUCCGGAAAUUGUCCUCGCAAAGAAUAAUGCCCUGACAAUGAGCAAGCAUUUAUACACAGAAGCUUGGGAUGCUGACAAAACCUCCAUCCACGUGAUGCCAGACACCCCGGAAAUCCUGCUGGCCAAGAGUAAUUCUGCCAAUAUCAGCCAAAAACUUUACACCAAGGGAUGGGAUGAAUCAAAGAUGAAGGACUAUGAUCUGAGAGCAGAUGCUAUUUCCAUCAAAAGUGCCAAGGCCUCCAGGGACAUUGCUAGUGACUACAAAUACAAGGAAGCCUAUGAGAAACAGAAAGGCCACCACAUUGGAGCCCAGAGCAUUGAAGAUGAUCCCAAGAUUAUGUGUGCCAUACAUGCAGGAAAAAUUCAAAGUGAAAGGGAGUACAAGAAGGAAUUCCAGAAGUGGAAGACCAAGUUCUCUAGCCCAGUGGACAUGUUAGGCAUCUUGCUGGCUAAGAAAUGUCAGACUUUGGUCAGUGACAUUGAUUAUCGCAAUUACCUGCAUCACUGGACAUGCAUGCCUGAUCAAAACGACAUUAUCCAAGCAAAGAAGGCCUAUGACCUGCAGAGUGAUAGUGUGUAUAAGGCAGACCUGGAGUGGUUGCGUGGCAUCGGCUGGAUGCCAGAAGGCUCGGUGGAAAUGAACAGAGUGAAGGUUGCUCAAGACCUCCUGAAUGAAAGACUCUAUAGGACACGACCAGAAGCUUUGUCAUUCACCAGCAUUGUUGAUACUCCUGAAGUUGUCCUGGCAAAAGCCAAUUCUCUGCAAAUAAGUGAGAAACUGUAUCAAGAAGCCUGGAAUAAAGAUAAAACCAACAUCACCAUUCCUUCUGAUACUCCGGAGAUGCUGCAGGCCCACAUCAAUGCCUUGCAAAUCAGCAAUAAACUCUACCAGAAAGACUGGAAUGAGGCCAAGCAGAAAGGCUAUGACAUAAGGGCAGAUGCCAUUGAAAUCAAGCACGCCAAAGCCUCCAGAGAAAUUGCCAGUGAGUACAAAUACAAAGAAGGUUACCGUAAGCAACUGGGCCACCACGUGGGUUUCCGUACCCUACAAGAUGACCCCAAGUUGGUGUGGUCUAUACAUGCUGCCAAGAUCCAGAGUGAGAGAGAAUAUAAGAAAGCUUAUGAGAAGUCCAAAGGAAUUCACAACACACCGUUGGACAUGAUGUCAAUUGUUCAAGCCAAGAAAUGCCAGGUCCUGGUUAGCGACAUUGAUUAUCGCAAUUAUCUGCACCAGUGGACGUGUCUGCCAGAUCAGAACGAUGUGAUCCAGGCGAAGAAAGCCUACGACCUGCAGAGCGAUAACUUGUACAAGUCAGACCUGGAAUGGCUGAAGGGUAUCGGAUGGUUGCCAGAGGGUUCUGUGGAAGUGAUGAGAGUGAAGAAUGCCCAGAAUCUCUUGAAUGAAAGGUUGUAUCGUAUAAAGCCUGAGGCCCUCAAAUUUACCAGCAUUGUUGACACCCCGGAAGUAAUCCAGGCAAAGAUCAAUGCUGUACAGAUCAGUGAGCCAUUGUAUCGUGAUGCCUGGGAGAAAGAGAAGGCUAAUGUGAACGUGCCGGCUGACACUCCCUUGAUGCUGCAAUCCAAAAUCAAUGCUCUGCAGAUCAGCAAUAAACACUACCAACAAGCUUGGGAAGAUGUCAAGAUGACUGGUUAUGACUUGCGAGCAGAUGCCAUUGGGAUCCAGCAUGCCAAGGCUUCCAGGGAUAUUGCCAGUGAUUAUCUGUACAAAACUGCUUACGAGAAACAGAAAGGCCAUUACAUUGGAUGUCGCAGUGCCAAGGAAGACCCUAAACUGGUUUGGGCAGCAAAUGUGUUGAAGAUGCAGAAUGACAGGCUGUACAAAAAGGCCUACAACGACCACAAAGCCAAGAUCUCCAUCCCUGUGGACAUGGUGUCCAUCAACGCUGCCAAAGAAGGUCAGGCACUAGCAAGUGAUGUGGACUAUCGCCAGUACCUGCACCAGUGGUCUUGCUUUCCCGACCAGAAUGAUGUGAUCCAAGCCAGGAAAGCCUAUGACCUGCAGAGCGACGCCCUCUACAAGGCUGACUUGGAGUGGUUGCGUGGCAUUGGCUGGAUGCCCCAAGGGUCUCCUGAAGUAUUGAGAGUCAAAAAUGCCCAGGAGAUCCUUUGUGACAGUGUCUAUCGGACGCCUGUGGUGAACCUUAAGUACACAAGCAUUGUUGACACACCUGAAGUGGUCCUUGCUAAAUCAAAUGCUGAAAAUAUUAGUAUUCCGAAGUACAGAGAGGUUUGGGACAAGGAUAAAACUUCAGUCCACAUAAUGCCAGAUACUCCAGAAAUUAACCUCGCUAGAGCAAAUGCUCUUAAUGUAAGCAAUAAACUUUACCGUGAGGGCUGGGAUGAAAUGAAGGCAGGCUGUGAUGUCCGGCUGGAUGCCAUCCCCAUCCAGGCUGCCAAGGCCUCCAGGGAGAUUGCCAGUGACUAUAAAUAUAAGCUUGACCAUGAGAAGCAGAAGGGACACUACGUGGGCACCCUCACAGCCAGGGAUGACAACAAGAUCCGCUGGGCCCUCAUAGCUGACAAGCUCCAGAAUGAACGAGAGUACCGUCUGGACUGGGCCAAAUGGAAGGCCAAGAUCCAGAGCCCCGCGGACAUGCUUUCCAUCCUGCACUCUAAAAAUUCCCAGGCUCUGGUCAGUGACGUGGAUUACCGCAAUUACCUGCACCAGUGGACCUGCAUGCCCGACCAGAACGAUGUGAUUCAGGCCAAGAAGGCCUACGAACUGCAGAGUGAUAAUGUUUACAAGGCUGACUUGGAAUGGUUGCGUGGAAUUGGGUGGAUGCCAAAUGACUCCGUGUCCGUCAAUCACGCCAAACAUGCCGCGGAUAUCUUCAGUGAGAAAAAAUAUCGCACAAAAAUAGAAACUCUCAACUUCACGCCUGUGGAUGACAGAGUUGAUUAUGUGACAGCGAAACAAAGUGGUGAGAUCCUCGAUGAUAUUAAAUACCGAAAAGACUGGAAUGACACCAAAUCAAAGUACACCCUCACAGAAACUCCCCUGCUGCACACUGCCCAGGAGGCUGCCAGGAUACUGGACCAGUAUCUCUACAAGGAAGGCUGGGAGAGACAAAAAGCCACAGGUUACAUUUUGCCUCCAGAUGCUGUACCAUUUGUUCAUGCCCAUCACUCCAGUGACGUUCAGAGUGAGCUGAAAUACAGAGCUGACCAUGUGAAGCAAAAAGGUCAUUAUGUUGGUGUCCCGACGAUGAGAGAUGAUCCUAAGCUGGUUUGGUUUGAGCAUGCAGGCCAGAUUCAGAAUGAGAGACUAUACAAAGAGGACUAUCACAAAACAAAGGCCAAAAUCAAUAUACCUGCUGAUAUGAAGUCCGUCUUGGCCGCCAAGGAGGGGCAGGCCCUUGUCAGUGAUAUUGACUACCGUAAUUACUUGCACCAAUGGACGUGUCAUCCUGACCAGAAUGAUGUUAUUCAGGCAAGAAAGGCCUAUGACCUACAGAGCGAUAAUAUCUACAAAGCUGACCUAGAGUGGCUCCGGGGCAUUGGCUGGAUCCCCCUGGAUUCUGUGGACCAUGUGAGGGUUACUAAGAACCAGGAAAUGAUGAAUCAGAUCAAAUAUAAGAAAAAUGCCCUUGACAACUAUCCUAACUUUACAAGUGUGGUGGAUCCUCCAGAGAUUGUUUUAGCCAAGAUUAAUUCUGUCAAUCAAAGUGAUGUAAAAUAUAAAGAAACAUUUAAUAAAGCAAAGGGCAAGUACACGUUUUCACCAGACACACCGCAUAUCUCCCACUCCAGAGACAUGGGAAAACUCUACAGCACUAUACUGUAUAAAGGGGCAUGGGAGGGCACCAAGGCCUAUGGCUACACCCUGGAUGAGCGCUAUAUUCCCAUUGUUGGAGCCAAGCAUGCUGAUCUGGUGAACAGUGAGCUUAAAUACAAAGAGACAUAUGAGAAGCAGAAAGGUCACUACUUGGCUGGAAAAGUGAUCGGUGAAUUCCCUGGUGUGGUUCACUGUCUGGAUUUCCAACAGAUGAGGAGUGCGUUGAACUACAGAAAACAUUAUGAAGAUACCAAAGCAAAUGUUCAUAUCCCCAAUGACAUGAUGAAUCACGUGCUGGCUAAAAGGUGCCAGUACAUCCUCAGUGACCUGGAGUAUCGACACUAUUUCCACCAGUGGACGUCUCUUCCGGAAGAACCCAACGUUAUACGUGUCCGAAACGCCCAGGAGAUCUUGAGUGAUAAUGUGUAUAAAGAUGACCUGAAUUGGUUGAAAGGCAUUGGUUGCUAUGUUUGGGAUACACCCCAAAUUCUCCAUGCCAAGAAAUCAUACGACCUUCAGAGUCAGCUACAAUAUACAGCAGCAGGUAAAGAAAAUCUACAAAACUAUAAUCUGGUCACAGACACACCCGUCUAUGUGACUGCUGUUCAGAGUGGCAUUAAUGCCAGUGAGGUGAAAUAUAAAGAAAAUUAUCAUCAGAAUAAGGACAAAUACACAACAGUUCUGGAAACAGUGGAUUAUGACAGAACCAGAAACCUGAAGAAUCUUUACAGCAGUAACCUUUACAAGGAGGCCUGGGAUAGAGUGAAAGCCACCAGCUACAUCCUGCCUUCCAGCACCUUGUCCCUGACACACGCCAAGAACCAGAAGCAUCUGGCCAGCCAUGUCAAAUAUCGGGAGGAAUAUGAAAAGUUCAAAGCUCUUUAUACGUUACCAAGAAGUGUUGACGAUGAUCCAAACACAGCACGGUGCCUCCGAGUUGGCAAAUUUAACAUCGAUCGCUUGUACAGAUCAGUUUAUGAAAAGAACAAGAUGAAAAUCCACAUCGUGCCCGACAUGGUAGAGAUGGUUACCGCCAAGGAUUCUCAGAAGAAAGUCAGCGAGAUUGAUUACCGCCUGCACCUCCACGAAUGGAUUUGCCACCCCGACUUGAAAGUCAAUGAUCACGUCAGGAAAGUCACAGAUCAGAUCAGUGAUAUUGUGUACAAGGAUGACCUCAACUGGCUGAAAGGCAUUGGUUGCUACGUCUGGGACACUCCUGAAAUCCUCCAUGCCAAGCACGCUUAUGAUCUGCGUGAUGAUAUCAAGUAUAAAGCUCACAUGUUGAAAACGAGGAAUGACUAUAAGCUUGUCACAGAUACACCAGUCUACGUGCAGGCUGUCAAAAGUGGGAAACAGCUAAGUGACGCUGUCUACCACUAUGACUAUGUGCACAGUGUCAGAGGCAAAGUGGCUCCAACUACCAAAACCGUGGAUCUGGACCGGGCCCUUCAUGCAUACAAGCUCCAGAGUUCGAACCUAUACAAAACCAGCCUGCGCACCCUGCCCACUGGAUAUAGACUUCCAGGUGACACUCCUCACUUCAAACACGUCAAGGACACCCGUUACAUGAGCAGUUAUUUCAAGUACAAAGAAGCCUACGAACACACCAAGGCAUAUGGGUAUACACUUGGUCCCAAAGAUGUUCCAUUUGUCCACGUCCGGAGAGUCAACAAUGUUACCAGCGAGAGACUGUAUCGGGAAUUGUACCACAAACUGAAAGACAAGAUCCAUACAACUCCCGAUACCCCUGAGAUCCGCCAAGUCAAGAAGACACAAGAGGCUGUCAGUGAGUUGAUCUACAAAUCAGACUUCUUCAAGAUGCAGGGCCACAUGAUCUCUCUGCCAUACACACCCCAAGUGAUCCAUUGCCGCUACGUAGGAGACAUUACCAGUGAUAUUAAAUACAAAGAGGACUUGCAGAUCCUGAAGGGAUUUGGCUGCUUCCUGUAUGACACUCCUGACAUGGUCCGCUCCCGGCACUUGCGGAAGCUCUGGUCUAAUUACCUGUACACUGAUAAGGCAAGGAAGAUGCGAGACAAAUACAAAGUGGUGCUUGACACUCCAGAAUACAGAAAAGUGCAAGAACUGAAGACACAUCUGAGUGAGCUGGUCUACAGAGCUGCAGGCAAGAAGCAGAAGUCAAUCUUUACUUCAGUUCCUGAUACUCCUGAUCUUUUAAGAGCCAAGCGAGGGCAGAAGCUUCAGAGUCAGUAUCUGUAUGUUGAACUUGCCACCAAAGAGAGACCCCAUCAUCACGCUGGAAACCAGACCACAGCCUUGAAGCACGCUAAAGACGUGAAAGACAUGGUCAGCGAGAAAAAGUACAAGAUUCAAUAUGAAAAGAUGAAGGACAAGUACACUCCAGUUCCAGAUACGCCAAUCCUCAUCAGAGCCAAGAGGGCUUACUGGAAUGCCAGCGACCUACGCUACAAAGAAACAUUUCAAAAGACCAAAGGAAAAUACCACACGGUGAAAGAUGCCCUAGACAUUGUCUAUCAUCGCAAAGUCACAGAUGACAUCAGUAAAAUAAAAUACAAGGAGAACUACAUGAGCCAGCUGGGUAUCUGGAGGUCCAUUCCUGAUCGUCCGGAGCAUUUCCACCACCGAGCAGUCACUGACGCAGUCAGUGAUGUAAAAUAUAAGGAAGACUUGACUUGGCUUAAAGGCAUUGGUUGCUAUGCCUAUGAUACCCCUGAUUUCACUCUGGCUGAAAAGAACAAGACUCUCUACAGCAAGUAUAAGUAUAAAGAAGUAUUUGAAAGGACGAAGUCAGAUUUCAAGUAUGUUGCCGACUCUCCAAUCAAUAGGCAUUUCAAGUAUGCAACUCAAUUGAUGAAUGAGAAAAAAUACAGAGCUGAUUAUGAGCAGCGGAAAGAUAAAUACCACCUGGUAGUGGAUGAGCCUAGACAUCUGCUGGCUAAGACCGCAGGCGACCAGAUCAGUCAGAUCAAAUACAGGAAAAACUAUGAAAAAUCAAAGGACAAAUUUACCUCAAUUGUGGAUACUCCAGAACACCUGCGUACUACAAAAGUCAACAAACAAAUCAGCGAUAUCCUUUAUAAAUUGGAAUACAACAAGGCCAAACCCAGAGGCUACACCACAAUCCACGACACGCCCAUGCUGCUGCAUGUCCGCAAGGUUAAAGAUGAAGUCAGUGAUCUGAAAUACAAAGAAGUAUACCAAAGAAAUAAAUCCAACUGCACCAUUGAGCCAGAUGCUGUUCAUAUCAAAGCAGCCAAGGACGCCUACAAAGUCAACACCAAUCUGGACUAUAAGAAACAGUACGAGGCCAACAAAGCGCACUGGAAGUGGACCCCUGACCGACCGGACUUCCUCCAGGCUGCCAAGUCAUCCCUGCAGCAGAGUGACUUUGAAUAUAAGCUGGACCGGGAGUUCCUGAAGGGUUGCAAGCUUUCUGUCACUGAUGACAAAAACACGGUGCUGGCCCUCAGGAAUACUUUAAUAGAAAGUGAUCUGAAAUACAAAGAGAAACAUGUCAAGGAAAGAGGAACCUGCCAUGCCGUACCUGACACACCUCAGAUCCUGCUGGCGAAGACUGUCAGCCACCUGGUGUCUGAGAACAAGUACAAGGACUAUGUCAAGAAGCACUUGGCACAGGGCUCAUACACAACACUACCAGAGACCCGGGACACUGUUCACGUCAAGGAAGUGACCAAGCAUGUCAGUGAUACAAAUUACAAAAAGAAGUUUGUCAAGGAGAAAGGAAAAUCCAACUACUCCAUCAUGCUGGAGCCACCAGAGGUGAAACAUGCUAUGGAAGUGGCCAAGAAGCAAAGUGAUGUCGCUUACAGAAAAGAUGCCAAAGAGAACCUGCAUUACACCACAGUGGCCGAUCGACCAGACAUCAAGAAGGCCACACAGGCAGCCAAACAGGCCAGUGAGGUGGAGUACAGAGCAAAGCACCGCAAGGAGGGCAGCCACGGCUUAAGCAUGCUCGGUCGCCCAGACAUAGAAAUGGCCAAGAAGGCAGCCAAGCUGAGCAGCCAGGUUAAAUACCGAGAAAAUUUCGAUAAAGAAAAGGGCAAGACACCAAAAUACAAUCCGAAAGACAGCCAGCUCUACAAAGUCAUGAAAGAUGCUAAUAAUCUUGCAAGUGAGGUUAAAUAUAAGGCUGACCUGAAGAAACUUCACAAACCUGUGACUGACAUGAAGGAGUCUCUGAUCAUGAAUCAUGUCCUGAGUACAAGCCAACUUGCCAGUUCUUACCAGUACAAGAAGAAGUAUGAGAAGAGCAAAGGCCACUACCACACCAUACCCGAUAAUCUGGAGCAGCUUCACCUAAAAGAGGCCACAGAAUUACAGAGUAUAGUGAAAUACAAAGAAAAGUAUGAAAAGGAACGAGGAAAACCCAUGCUGGACUUUGAAACACCAACGUACAUCACUGCCAAAGAGUCUCAGCAGAUGCAGAGUGGGAAAGAAUACAGGAAAGAUUAUGAAGAGUCCAUUAAAGGCAGAAACUUGACUGGCCUGGAGGUCACACCAGCUUUGUUACAUGUCAAAUAUGCAACUAAAAUAGCAAGCGAGAAAGAGUACAGGAAAGAUCUAGAGGAAAGCAUCCGUGGGAAGGGCCUCACUGAAAUGGAAGAUACACCUGACAUGCUAAGAGCAAAGAAUGCCACUCAAAUCCUCAAUGAGAAAGAAUAUAAGCGAGACCUGGAACUGGAAGUCAAAGGAAGAGGCCUGAAUGCCAUGGCCAAUGAAACUCCGGAUUUUAUGAGGGCCAGGAAUGCUACUGAUAUUGCCAGUCAGAUUAAGUAUAAGCAAUCAGCAGAAAUGGAGAAAGCCAAUUUCACUUCUGUGGUUGAUACUCCAGAGAUCAUUCACGCCCAACAAGUCAAGAAUCUUUCAAGCCAGAAAAAAUACAAGGAAGAUGCUGAGAAGUCCAUGUCAUAUUAUGAGAUUGUUUUGGACACCCCAGAGAUGCAGAGAGUCCGGGAGAACCAAAAGAACUUCAGCCUUCUCCAAUACCAGUGUGACCUUAAAAACAGUAAAGGAAAAAUUACAGUUGUUCAAGACACGCCAGAAAUACUCCGUGUAAAAGAAAAUCAAAAGAAUUUCAGCUCGGUUUUAUAUAAAGAGGAUGUCUCACCAGGAACGGCUAUCGGAAAGACACCUGAGAUGAUGAGAGUGAAACAAACACAGGACCACAUUAGCUCGGUGAAGUAUAAGGAAGCAAUAGGACAAGGAACUCCAAUCCCUGACCUGCCUGAAGUGAAACGUGUGAAGGAGACACAGAAGCACAUUAGCUCGGUUAUGUACAAAGAAAACUUGGGAACAGGCAUUCCAACCACUGUGACUCCAGAGAUUGAGAGAGUCAAACGCAAUCAAGAGAACUUUAGCUCGGUUUUGUACAAAGAAAAUUUGGGGAAAGGAAUCCCAACAGCUAUCACUCCAGAGAUGGAGAGAGUCAAACGCAAUCAAGAGAACUUUAGCUCGGUGUUAUACAAAGAAAACAUGGGCAAGGGAACCCCUUUACCUGUCACUCCCGAGAUGGAGAGAGUCAAACACAAUCAAGAAAAUAUUAGCUCGGUUUUGUACAAAGAAAAUGUGGGGAAAGCCACCCCAACCCCUGUCACUCCUGAGAUGCAGAGAGUCAAACGCAAUCAAGAAAACAUUAGCUCGGUGUUAUACAAAGAGAACUUGGGGAAAGCAACCCCCACACCUUUUACUCCUGAGCUGGAAAGAGUGAAACGCAAUCAAGAAAACUUUAGCUCGGUAUUGUACAAAGAGAACAUGAGAAAAGCAACUCCGACACCUGUUACUCCAGAGAUGGAGAGAGCUAAGCGCAACCAAGAAAACAUUAGCUCGGUUCUUUAUUCUGAUAGCUUCCGGAAACAAAUACAAGGCAAAGCUGCCUAUGUAUUGGAUACCCCCGAGAUGAGACGGGUGAGGGAGACCCAACGGCACAUCUCAACGGUGAAAUACCAUGAAGACUUUGAGAAACACAAGGGUUGCUUCACACCAGUGGUGACAGAUCCUAUCACUGAACGAGUAAAGAAGAACAUGCAGGACUUCAGUGACAUUAGCUACCGAGGUAUUCAGAGGAAAGUGGUAGAAAUGGAACAAAAACGGAAUGACCAAGAUCAGGAGACUAUUACAGGUUUACGUGUCUGGCGUACUAAUCCUGGUUCGGUUUUUGACUAUGACCCAGCAGAAGACAACAUCCAGUCCCGAAGCUUACACAUGAUUAAUGUCCAAGCUCAGCGCCGCAGCCGGGAGCAGUCACGAUCUGCCAGUGCACUGAGCAUCAGUGGGGGUGAGGAGAAGUCUGAGCAUUCAGAAGCGCCAGACCACCACCUUUCAACUUACAGCGACGGGGGUGUCUUUGCAGUCUCAACAGCUUACAAACAUGCAAAAACCACAGAGCUCCCACAACAACGAUCAUCUUCAGUUGGUACCCAACAGACAACGGUAUCUUCCAUCCCAUCUCAUCCAUCUACUGCUGGAAAAAUCUUCCGUGCCAUGUAUGACUAUAUGGCUGCUGAUGCAGAUGAGGUGUCUUUCAAGGAUGGAGACGCCAUCAUAAAUGUUCAAGCUAUUGAUGAAGGUUGGAUGUAUGGCACUGUGCAGAGGACUGGCAGGACCGGAAUGCUCCCAGCCAACUACGUUGAAGCUAUUUAGGCAUCUCAAAGCAUCACACUUGUCUGCAGGACCUACAGAUCCUGCUAGACUCUCCACUGUUACCUAAGUUCUCAAGCUGCCUAUGGUUUUUCUGUGUCAAUGUGAUUUAUGGUAGUACCAUCCUUUCACCUUUGGGUUUUAAAAUAAGUUGCAGAAUAGACAUUUUAAAAGCUUCUGCAAUAUUAUUUCUCUGCCUAGAGUCUUUGUCCAUUAUAAACAUGUUUUAACAUUAUUUCUUUUCUAAAACAGGGAUUUUGAAUAUGCCAAACACAUUAAAGGAAAAAUAGCAGAGAUGUUCACUUUUUCCUUGCUUAAUGAUUGACAAUGCUUAUUAUUCAGUUCUGAAAUUAUAAACUUACAAUCAAUACAAACUAGCAGCUAAUAAAACCUCUAAUUCUGCAA